Messenger RNA from Iphiclides podalirius (scarce swallowtail), 585 nucleotides. NCBI's taxonomy places the organism in Eukaryota, Metazoa, Arthropoda, Insecta, Lepidoptera, Papilionidae. The record is from the annotation of a GenBank genome assembly.
AUGGCAACUCAACUAAGUUUAUUAUAUUUAUUAGAUGUUGGUGCUUCCGAGAGGCCAAUCGAUUUUAUAAACGACUAUAGAGCAUCUUGGCUUUCUUUGGGUGUAGUAGGUGUUCUUGCAUGCUGUAAUGGUGACACAUGGGCAUCAGAAUUAGGCACAGUCUUCAGUAAAGAUGACCCGAUACUUAUAACAUCAUGGAGAAGAGUUCCGAAAGGAACUAAUGGAGGAAUAAGUCUCAUUGGAACAAUUUUCAGUACACUUGGAGGUCUUUGCAUAGGGAUAUCUCAUUAUUUAGCAGUACUUUAUUUUUCAGACAAAGGUCUUUGGACAUAUGGGCCACCGCAGUGGCCUUUAAUUUUAUUAGGUGCUUUAGCAGGAUUUUUUGGUAGCUUUAUAGACUCAGUUUUGGGGGCUACUUUGCAAUAUUCUGGUUUGGAUAAGGAUGGAAAAGUUGUAGCACAAUCAAAUCAAGCUGUUAAACACAUCAGUGGCAUAAGCAUAUUGGACAAUCACAGUGUAAAUCUUAUAUCGACUAUAAUCAUGGGAUUCAAAGGGGUGCUGUUCAUAAUGCUCUGGUCUGAACUG